Pocillopora meandrina is the source of this 639-nucleotide messenger RNA. NCBI's taxonomy places the organism in Eukaryota, Metazoa, Cnidaria, Anthozoa, Scleractinia, Pocilloporidae. The record is from the annotation of a GenBank genome assembly.
ACUUCUUUUAAAGAAACGAGAGAAUUAACACUGCUGUGUUAUGCUGAAAAUUUACUUUCCGAUGAUGAAUUUCUCGUUUUAUGGGAAAACAAUCAGUCAAGCAAACCAGAUUUUCCUUGGGACAGUUAUGGUCCGUUCGACCUCGAAAACAUAGAUGAAGCCGAAUGCAAAGCAGAAUUUCGCGUAGAGAAAAGAGAUCUUCCUACACUAAGAGAAGUACUCGGGAUUCCACCCGCUUUCAAAUGCCCACAGAGGACUAUAUGCGAUGGAAUGGAAGGACUGUGCAUGCUACUAAAACGGUUAGCUUAUCCUUGUCGUUACAGCGAUAUGAUCGCACGUUUUGGAAGACCUGUUCCUGAACUGUGCAUGAUCACGAACCGAGUCAUGGAUUUUAUCUAUAAUGCACAUGGCCACCAAAUCACUCAGUGGAAUGACACUAUACUGCAUCCCAGAUUGCUUGAACAAUAUGCCACUGUCAUCACAGAAAAAGGAGCAGCUCUAGAUAAUUGUUUUGGCUUUGUUGAUGGUACCGUACGACCGAUCUUCAAACCAGGAGAUAUGCAGAGAAUCGUUUACAAUGGGCACAAGAGAGUACAUGCUCUCAAGUUUCAGUCGGUUGCCAUACCUAAUGGCUCAUUG